This is a messenger RNA of Leucoraja erinaceus (little skate), 13037 nucleotides long. It is a transcript of the gene helz2a, whose product is annotated as helicase with zinc finger 2a. NCBI's taxonomy places the organism in Eukaryota, Metazoa, Chordata, Chondrichthyes, Rajiformes, Rajidae. The record is from RefSeq and is a predicted model, not a curated record. Gene Ontology annotation, molecular function: 5'-3' DNA helicase activity; metal ion binding; RNA nuclease activity. The coding region runs from base 1403 to 9814 and encodes 2803 amino acids. The transcript is spliced from 20 exons.
UGAUAUCUCACACGCUGACGUCCUUACUACAGGGUAGUUUGCACAACACCCCCUACAAAUGUGUGGCACUUGAGUAAACAUUAGAUCUCCUGCAGGGACACAGAUGGUAUGUUAGCGAGGAUGGGGGAAUGCCAGUGGUCCAGCAGGUAAAAACACACAAUAUAUUGUCUAUCCAUUGCUUUACACACAAAAUGGCGUUAUUGAGCGCUGGUAUCAAGAUCAGAAAAUGCAUAAUAACAGCCAGCGCAGUUACAUUCACACCCUGCUCCCUGUCACAAGUGCAUCCGAACUGUAAUUGUAAACAUAAUAUCAUCGGGGUAUCGGCGUGACUCAAGGAUCACGCCUACUCUUGUUUUCCUUGCUUACAAUGAGGUAACUUCCGAGCAAUGAAACGAAACUUAACAGCCAAACAAGUUCACUGUAGUCUUGUCUGUCAGUGGAUCGCUGCAUUUAAAGGCAGAGCUGCCGCUGAAGGGAACUGUCCAAUGUGAUAGACCCACCAGUGGAAAAAUGUUAUGUUAUGAUGAGGAGGAGAAUCAGCCUCUGAUGCUGGCAGAAGUUUAAAGGGACAGCGGAGAGGUAAGAACAAAACAGGAAGUUUGUUUCGGUUUUAGGUUUAAAUGCCACGCAUGAUGAAGGGAAUUCGUACAAAAUGUUUUUUUUUUGAAGGUAUGUUUACAAAUUAAAACAGUGGAUGACAAUGGGAUUGCAAUUGAUAAUACACAAUUAUUCUGCUAUUGCACUGUGUGUGUGUGUGUGUGUGUGUGUUCAGGAGUUGGUGGGUAAAAUAUAUCUCUUCUACACAUUUAAAUGGACAGUUCCUUCAGCGCCAGCCGUGCCCUGCAGCAAACCACUGACAGAUAAGAUGACUUAACUUUCAUUUCUACUUGGAGGCGAUUGGCAAUUACAUGAAAUCCAAUUGUUUUGUGCUUCUGUUGUGGAAUCUGAACCGGACCGUCCACAAGCAAUUCCCUUUUCUUCUGUUUUUGCAAUGAAUCUUCUUGGUUCUUCUUGGUUUCUUGGUCCUCCAAAAUAUUCCAAAUGGAAUUUAAACUGGAGGUGGUGAAGGGAGGACUUCAAUAUUGGUCCGCGUCCAAUACCGACCUAUCAAACCUUCUUAAGAACAUGAACUGUUAAAUCCGUGGCCAAAGCCGCUGUUGUUUAGAUUUCAAGGCGUUGAUUCAGAAAAGGAAAACUCACGUUGAUGGCCCUUUAUAUUUUUUUAGGAGGAAUAACUGGUGACAUCGGGUGAAGAUUCUCCCCAUCACAAUCUACGCUGCUCACAAUAACUAUGUCAUACUUCUUUUGCAACUCAGUGGCCAACCAUUGAUUCUGCAUCAGACGAUUGAAAACCAAACAGCCGAGAUCUCUCCACAGUGAGGUACUGCCCCCUGGAAGGAGAAUGAAAAGUUUGGAAGAGCUGUUUACGAAGCUUGACUUGCAGCUAAUUUGCGUUCAAUGUUCUGAGAGAACAGACGAGCGCACCGUUGUUCUCAAGAACGUGAACCAUGAAUGCCAGCAUGUCGAACUUGUUGCGAGGAAGAAUCAGAGCAGUUGGAAACUCAUCCGGAAGCGAUCUCCUUUCAUUAAUCCAGCAAAAUAUGAAGUUUGUUGGUUCUAUAUGGAAGGUUUUGGCUGCAGGAGACAUGGAAACAACUGCACCUUUGCGUGGAGUAAAGAAGAAGCUAUGGUGUGGAAUUUUGAAAGGGACCAUAACAUUCAACGAAACAACCUGAAGAAUUUGGUGGCAGGAAGAACAAACAACAAAAAAAAACCACGAGCAAAGAAGCAGACUGUUGAGGAAGAAAUUGUUAACGAAUUUGAAGGACAAUUUCUUGAAAUAUGUGCAGUUUGUUUCGACAUGAUACCUCAUAAAAUAGUUUCUCAAAGAUCCAAUGGCUUUUGUUGCGAGCAACCACAGCAUAAAUGGAGGCCAUUGCUGGUCUAUAACUAUGUGGGCAUUAAUGGUAUGGUGAAGUACGAUGGAAUUAAACCUGUCUCAUCACGAGUCACAUUACAGUACUGCGAUAAAAUGAAGCGGGGAUGGUUAUGUGGACGGGAUUCCAGUCAUUGCAGUUUUGCCCAUAGUGAGGUUGAACUGAUGGUGUGGAAAUCAGAGACUCAACGGGGUCUGAUACGUUCCACUCUGGUUCAGGUAUCACAGAAACGGAACUGGAACGGGCAGCCGAGCGAGGCACAGGUCACAGAAAAUAAUGUUCAGUUUUACUGCAAAGUGUGUCUAGUAACCUUUUCUUCCCAGGAUGGAUUUCAGAAUCAUUGCUCUUCCAUAGAACAUUGUCAGAUGGUCUUGACAGAUACUACUGUUGACUGGAAGUAUCGAAAACCACCCCUUAAGAGAAAAUAUUUCCAGUUAUGUUCAAGGAAGGAUAUCUGUGAACUUGGUGACAACUGCGUUUAUGCCCACUCCCGUGAAGAACUUGAAGAAUGGCUAACGCGAUCAAAGGUUGGGCAAAAUCGGAAGAAAGAAGCAGAAAAGCAGGGUCUGAUUUCAUUUCGCGACAGAUUACUCGAAGAAUACAGAAACUGUGGGAAUGAAGUACUGAUUAUGUCGGAGAAAGUUGAUGGUGUUACCAUAUCGUGUGAUCGUGACUUAAGAGUACCUCAUUACAGGAAGAAAAUCAAACUGACGUGGAAAUUCAAGAUAGAAUCACAGAAAGCAUUGUUGAAUGUUGCCCUGUUGAAAAGAGAACCUGGUGCGAACUUUUCAUUGGAAGGAGAAGGUUUACAAAAAGACUGUUUUGAUGCAGACGGCAAAAAAUUCCAAUCAUCCAAAUCUUUGUAUUUUAUUGGCGUCUCGUUUCGAGCUGUAAACAUAGGGAUUUAUCAACAAUGGGUGGUUUUUGAUUUUGGUGAUCGACCUCAUCUUGUCCAGAAGAUUUGUAUUGGUGACGAGGAACUUCCCCAAAGCUCCAAUAAUCCAACCAAUGGCUUCCAAUCUGACAAUCUGGAGAGAUGGAACAGUGGCAAUAGAAGGAUAAUCCCUUGCGUGGAAAGAAAUGAACAUGAGCAUCAUGUGUUGCAGAUUUAUAAGUCCCCCGCCCUAUCACUGGAAGGUAACACCACGGAUAUGGCAAAGGUUCCAAUAAGCUGUGCAAAUUACAAGAAAAGUAUGCACAGUUUCCUGAACCAAGAGGAGCAAGCUGAGGCCAACAUUGUUUCAAGACUCAAUCUGAAGGUGGACAUUUUGAUCACUGACAUGUUGGAAGACACUGGGGAAGGAAUGAAGAUUGCGCAGUCUGGAGAGCUCUUUGGUGUGCUCCCAACACCCUCUGCGCUCACCAAUUCAAAGGAAGGCUACCUAUUUAAAAGAGCAGUCAAAACUGCACUGUUAGCACUAAAUCCCUCUUCCAACGACGCUGUUUAUGAGGCUGCCAUCAUCCAAGCAGCUACCAGCGAGAGUCGCAUUGCUCUUAACCUCUCCAUGAGAUGUCACACUGAUCUCGGCUUCUCCAAAGGAAACUCGUAUGCAGUGGAGAUCCAGUUUCAGUUGGACCGCCUUGCGUUCUGCUUCAGGCAUCAAGCCGUGGACAAGCUUCCAAACGAGCAGGUGAUUUUCCCGAACUUUGCCAGCUGCGCCAUUCCUCAGUAUCCUGUUGCUAGUCUAGCCGGAAACCGGAAGCAAUGCGAUGCUUUGGCCUUCAUUACUGGGCAACCCUCUGGAAACAGAAGAGUGCCGCCUCUGCUAAUUUACGGCCCGUUUGGAACUGGCAAGACCUUUACCCUGGCAAAAGCAGCAAUGGAAAUAGUCAAGAAGCCAGGUUCCAGGUUGCUUCUGUGUACUGACACAAACAGUGCGGCAGACUUGUACGUCAAGGACUACUUUCAUCAAUUUGUUUCUGAGUUUCCUGACGGAAGACCGCUGCGACUGAAGUACAUCAAGCAGAACCCCAUCCAUACCGACCCGAUCACAAAACAGUACUGUUUGCUUUCCAACAAUGCAUUCACUGUGCCUGAUAGAGAUAUAUUGGAGUCAUACCGUAUUGUCAUCACCACCUGCAUGGAGGCAAAGCUGUUCUCCGAACUCAAGCUUCCCCUUGGGUUUUUCACACACAUUUUAAUCGACGAGGCCUCUCAAAUGUUGGAAUGCGACGCAAUAAUUCCGCUGGGCAUCGCCGGAGAUAAGACGCGGGUUGUCUUGGCCGGAGACCACCUGCAGGUGACACCAAGGCUCUUCUCUGUCAAAGACAGGGAGAUGCCAGACUACACGUUACUCAACCGCCUGUUCCAAUACUACAAGAGGGAAAAGCACGAGGUGGCAGGGAAAAGCCGCAUCAUCUUCAACGUAAACUACAGAUCGGUGAAAGAGAUCAUCGACUUUGUGUCGGUGCAUUUUUACGUGAGAGAGGUCGACGUCAUUAAAGCGAGUGGAAAAAUUCCACGUCACCCUGAGUUCUAUCCUCUCAUGUUCUGCCACGUCUCAGGGAAGGCCAGUUUCAACUCGUCCAACUUAUCCUGGUACAAUGAGUGUGAAGUUCUCCAAGUUGUAGAAAAGGUAGAUUCGGUCGUGAAGGGAUGGCCCGUUGAAUGGGGAACACUGGAACUAAAGGAAAUCUGUGUUGUAUCAGCUGAAACAUAUCAGAUUCAGUGCUUGAGGCAGAAACUCAGGUCAUCUCGACUCGCGUCAGUGACUGUAGAGAAUGUCUUCAAUAUUCAAGGAAAGCAGUUCAGAGUGAUGAUCAUCUCGACCGUGCAUACUUGUGAAAGCAGCAACUCUGCAAAGGGUGCUGGCUUAGAAUUCUUCAGUCAACUUGGCGUUUUGAACACGGCCAUGACGCGGGCCCAAUCUCUCGUGAUAGUCGUGGGCGACGCAGUGGCUCUUUGCUCCGUUGGGAAUUGCAGCAAAAUCUGGAAGAGGUACAUUCAGGAGUCUAUCGAUAACAAAGGCAUUUACCCGGAAGAGCUAUCAAUGGAGCAGAUUACACAAAACAUUGUUGACAUUGAGUGCUCGACGGCCAACGAUGAAGAUAACAGUGACAAUGAUUCGGAGAAAGAAAUUGAUCUAAUACUGCAAGAACUUCUUGACGAGAGCAAGAAUAUGGCAUUAAUCGUUACAGAUGAAGGCCUGAUGCAUAUUGCCAAACCUGGGGACAAAAUACAAGGGAAUGUGAGUUAUAGUGCAUAUGUUCCAUCCUUUCAUAAAAAGUUCCCUGUGCGAUAUGAAGACCAUCCUGUAGAGACCCUGGAAGCAUGGUUGUUAAACGAGCCUACAAAAUAUAAGCGAUGUGAAAUAGUUAUGGAAACAUUUCACAAAGGCUACGCCAUUGCUCUGGAUGAUCUUCAGCUUCCUCACAUUCAAAUAGAAGGUCGGGCGAACUUUGGAAAAUCAUUCCCCGGUGAUCAGUGUUUGGUUGAAAUUCUACCCCAGAGCUCAGAGCAAGCUGACAACUCUAAUGUCAAUGGAAAAGUGGUUGGAGUUUUGAGACCAGGUGACCUACCGAGAAUCUUUGUCUGCAGAAUCGAUGAAUAUGAUCCUCAAGUCAUGAUUCCUAUCAACAAAUGUGUAACAAAAAUCUACACACCAUGGCUUGAGAAGGCUAAGAACACCAUCAAUAUUCGCAAACGCAAGAAAGGUAAAUAUGUGACAAAUAACACUUUAAUCCUUACUGAAAAAAUAAGAAAAGAUUUCUUCCUCGUUGAAAUACUAUGUUGGCGGGAAAACUUUCACUAUCCAUUGGGAAUUGUAACUAAGCAACUCCCUGCAGCACUGACAAUGGAUCAUGGAAUGGAAAUACUGAACUUGGAGUAUCACGUUCAUGAGAGCUACCCAGAAGAAGUGAACCAAGAGCUGGAGGCCCACUGCCGAGAACCGGGAAAGGAUCCUGGUAAAGAGCGGACGGACUGCCGGGAGUACUUAACAUUUACAGUGGAUCCGAAAGAUUCCAGGGAUCUUGACGAUGCUAUUAGUGUGAGAGACUUGGGUGAAUGCUACGAGAUAGGUAUUCACAUCGCCGACGUCUCUGCGUUUGUGCCAAGUGGGAGUUCUUUGGAUGAAGAGGCCCAGAGGCGUGGAGUGACGUAUUAUUCGCCUACACGUGAUCCAAUUCACAUGCUGCCUCCGAAGCUGAGCCAAGAGCUCUGCACCCUUCUCCCAGGAGAGGAUCGCAAGGUCAUUUCUUUAUUUGUUGAGGUACAAAAAGGUACAGAUCGAAUUGUGAAGAGAAACUUUUCACUUUCUCGUGCCCGAUCAGACAAGAAACUCACCUAUGAAGAAGCGGAGGAGUACAUCAAGGAUUUUAGUGGAAGUGAAUUGAGAUUUGAUACUUUGGAAGAUUCAGUUGCCGUGGCCUUUCACUUUUCCAGAGUUCACAGAAAGUACAGACUGCAAGAUGGUUAUUAUUAUGAGAAGCCUGAUGACCAUAGACAUCUAGGGAAUAGGCGGUCCCAUCAAAUGAUCGAAGAACUCAUGAUAAUGAUGAAUAGCUUUGUGGCCGAAUUCCUGAUCAACGGGCCGCAAACAAUGAACGUGAUACCAUUAAGAUGUCAGGGCCCCCCUGCUCCUCAUAAGGUUGCCACUCUAAAGCAAAAGUAUAAAAACCUGCUCAACCUUUCCAUUCAUCUCUCGCAUCAUCUGGAGGUCCGACCAAAUUUCCAACCUCCGUCCUGUCAGGAAUUCCAGGUCUUGUCUUCCGUAUGGAACGGUCUGGUGAAAGCGGCAGAGGACAAUGACAUCAACAGGUUGAUAGACUUCAUUGGAACGGAUGACGUCCACCCAAAUCUUGCACCAGUCUCCCUGGAGCUGAGGAGAAUCAUGCUCAAAUCCUUCGUCAUGCGUUCCAACUCAACAUUACUUUCAAAGCAAGGGCAUUAUUCCCUCCACCUUGAAUCUUACACGUGGGCCACGUCACCGAUUCGACGAUAUCCAGACAUUGUUAUCCAACGUCUCCUUACUCAACUUUUGUGCCAAGGAGAAAUUCCAUACAGCCCACAGGAAAUUGACAAAUUAUGCAUCGAUUUCAACAGGAAAAAAAGGAGGGCUUCCGAUUAUGAAAAAAGCGCUCAAACUAUUCACUUGGCAACGCAACUUCAGAAUCAAGUCGUGCAGAAGAUGGCAUUUACCUUUAAUGUUGUUCCAUUGUCCAGGCACUUUGGUGUCUUAUUCCCAAUGAGCUCUGAUGCUCUGCAAGUGAUCCAAAGCAUCAACUACAGAACACUUCAGCUGGUGGCCCAACCUACAUACAACGAGGAAACUAAAGUAAUGAUAUUAAAAUGGAGGAAAAGAGUUUACAGUCUAGACGCAUCGAGAAAUGAUUUUCUUCCACCUGGGCCGUUCUGUAACCCAUACAUCAAUACGAUUAACAGUAAUACUUGGCAGGAAUUUGUGAAGGCGAUCAGAUUGGAUGAAUAUUCCAAGGCAUCAAUCCUUGUCUUGGAGGAGAGCCAAUGUACCAAAUCUACUGUGGCGCAAGCAAAUUUUGGCAAGAUCGAAGCCAGCAAGGGCAGUCCUUCACAUCACGCAACCAUUUCUCUGAACGUGAAAAAUGGGAAUGCUUUGCAGUUGCAACUGACUAAAGGAGAAAAGAAUGGUUUCUUGGUGCCAGCCGUGCAGUUGUUUAAUGUAACUCCCAUGUUUGAGAUUUGCGUGGAACAUGCAGAAAAUCCUGUGACCUGCUUUUCGGAGUAUGCUUCAAAGUCGCCCCAAAGCACGUACGCGAACAUAGAGGACUAUCAAGCGAUCUGGUUACCUUUGUGUGCGAUGGAAUCUGUGACCAGCGCUGUGGCUGAAAAUGAAGUCAUCAUCAUUUAUGGUGUUAAGAUAACUUGGGCAAAGAAAUGUCAAACUCUGCUUGGCACUUUCUCUAUUCCCAAAGAAUUUUGUGAGAAGUGGCAGAUUAAAAGUGCCCUGUCUAAGUGUUACUUGUGCAUCCGGUGCAGAGACUUGAAACAAAAUGUGGACAAAUAUCUGACCAAAAAUGAAGGGACCCUUCACCAAAGUUUGAAGGGACUGACCAAUUCAGAAAAUUCCCCGGAAGUAAACAUUGACCCAAACCGCUACAUUUGGGUGGCACAUGCAGUGGUGGAAGAAUUUUCUAAUGAUGGUCAAAAAUCUGACAGGGAAGCUGACAUUAAGACAAACUUUACCGUGCACCAAAUGCCCAUGGAUACCAUCCCAAAGGAAAUAUAUGAAAAGGAUACAACUUUCGUUGUGGAAGUAAUUCCAAAACAACUUCCUGAAAUACGCAAGGAGCAAGCCAUUAAGAACCUCCCUCAUGCAUCGCCACUUGCUCAGGAUAUCGCACUAGGUCGUCGGACAAAUUCUACAAGCAUGAUGAGAAGACGGCAGCACAGCUACAACAUUCCUAAUCUGCCAAAUCUCAACCCAAGCCAAGUCACUGCGAUCCGUUCUGCUCUCCAGAAUGCAUUUACACUUAUUCAAGGCCCACCAGGAACAGGGAAAACUAUGGUCGGGGUUCAUAUCGUGUAUUGGUUCCAUCGAAUGAACCAAAUGAACAGUGGAUGUACUCUGCUAACUGGAACAGAAGGCCAAAAGGGAAAGUGUAUACUUUACUGUGGACCUUCCAACAAAUCUGUCAAUGUUGUUGCUGAAUACCUCCUGAAACUCAGAGCAGAGGUGAGACCACUCCGUGUGUACAGCGAGCAAGUAGAGAUGGUGGAUUUUCCGUAUCCUGGCAGCAACCUGCAGGUCUCCAAGCAAUCCGUUAGAGAAACAAAACCAAAACCUGAACUUCGACCAAUAACCCUACAUUACAGAAUCCGAGAGUCAACAAACCCUUAUGGGAAUGAAAUAAGAACUUUCGAUGCCAAGUUUAGAAACGGAACAGAAGUGACAGAAGAUGAACUGAAACACUACAAGAAACUGCUUGACGCAGCACGCAAAUAUGAACUUCAAAAUCACGACGUCAUCCUUUGCACGUGCGCCACUUCUUCAAGCUACGGUCUACGGAAAAUAAGAAUGCGUCAGAUCUUGGUCGAUGAGAGCGCCAUGUGCACAGAACCAGAACUGUUAAUCCCGAUAGUUGCACACAAGUAUGCAGACCAGAUUGUUCUUCUGGGAGACCACAUGCAACUACGGCCCAUCAUAAGCAACGAGUUCUGUAGACGGCUCGGCAUGGAGAAAUCAUUAUUUGAACGUUAUAAGCACCAAUUUAAUGCAGGAUUGCUUCUUGAUGUUCAAUACCGGAUGCACGUGGAAAUCUGCCAGUUUCCUUCCGAGCAGUUUUAUGAAGGGAGAUUAAAAACUGAUGACAAUACUUCACGUCGCCCAAGAAGUGUCCUCUGUCACCCUGGAAAGAACUCUUGCCCGAUAAUCUUUGGACACGUGGAGGGAAAUGAAAUUAGUUUGAUGGUUUCAACAGAAGAGGGAAAUGAGAAUUCCAAAGCAAACAAAACAGAGGCGGAAAGAACUGUGAGCAUUGUGAGGCAGUUAAUGAAUCACAAAAUCAAUCCAAAGGAUAUUGCAGUUUUGACGCCCUACAAUGCCCAGGUGCUGGAGAUAAACAAACUGCUCAAGGCCAAAGGAAUCACAGAGGUCACUGUUUGCACCAUCGUAAAAAGCCAAGGAAGCGAAUGGCGUUAUGUUAUCUUCUCUGUUGUUCGUUCUCUUCCAAUGAAAGACAUUGAACCACAACCUUCAAAAUCCUGGCUGAAGAAAUACCUGGGUUUUACCAUUGACCCAAACCAAGUGAAUGUUGCACUAACAAGAGCCAAGGAAGGCCUCUGUAUCUUUGGAAAUGAGCAUUUACUGAGCACCAGUCUUCUCUGGAAAGGGCUGCUGGCACAUUAUCGGAGGAAGAACAGUUUGGUGAAGGCAGAAGACAUUGAUGUGAAGAGGUAGGGGAGACUGACAAAAACCUCCGGGAACGGCACGGAAACCUUGGGUGGGGCGCAAAGUCUCCAGAGGUUUCCGUUCUGGUUUCCUGUGGGACAGGGGCAUUAAGGUCACAAAUGACAGAUACCCAUCUAGAAAAUCUGUUGAAACUGCGUACCUCCAUGUUGCAACCAAAUAUUCAAAUGCUUUCUCACAAAAAGCAGUCACAACAAAGUCAUUAAAAGGUUAAUUAACUUUAGAAUUAACAAUUUAUUUUCAUUUCUUGUAGUACAUAGUAAUUAGAUUUUUACAAAGUAAUGUACAUUUUGAAGUAUAUCCACGUUUCGUGGAUGCGGCCUUGUUAGAAUACAUCUAACUUAAUGCGGCAGUCCAACAUGAAAAAGUUCCCCACCCCUGGUCUACCUUCUCUGCCUUAACAAUAUCCAUUGACUUGGCCUCCAGAUUCACAGAUCCUUCACCCUUUGACUAAAGACAUUCCUCCUCAUCUCCUUCCUAAAGGAACAUGAAUGUGUUUAUUGCAGACUUACAACAUUUUAUAAUUCAAAUGCAAAUUUAUAAACAAAACAUAAUUUAGAUGUAAAAAGUAAAUUGUAUAUUGUGAAACAAUUUUUAAAAUUCAGAAGCAUAUUCAGCACAUUUUGCUUUGAUUUUAAUGUGAUCUCCAAUGUUUGAACAGAAUGACAAUGUUCCUAGAUUUUUUUUUUAAUGUGUUCACACUUAUAUGUGCAAAUAAAAUGUGUGAUGAUUAGAAAUUAAGUAUAUUUUAACUAGGUCUGGUUAAUAACAUUUUUCUUUUUAAUCUUUUAAAGAAUGUAAUUUCUACUUAAGGAUGUAAGAUUAUAUUUUUCAAAUGAAAUUGAUCAUCUUUCCUUACACAUUUUACUUUCAUUGUAUCAUGUGCAUUUUCGGUUCGUUAGUAACAUUCCAAUUUGACACGAUAUGGUUUAUGACUAUCAUUAGAAGUGUAAUAAUUAGUACUGGUUUAAAAUAAAACCACAUGAUCACGUUCUGAGAUGUGGGAUACGAGACAGUGGAUGUGCUGAUUGAGUACCUAAUGGUGUAAGAAUUUUCUUCUGUAAAUCCCGAUCUGGUGAUAUAAUAUUACAAUAAUGACCUUAGACUACAAGAGAUGUUCAAACAACAAAGUGGCCCUUGGAAAUGUUCAAAAUCGUCAGUAGGUUUGACAGCAUAUAUGUUGACAUUCAUCAAAGCUACAAAAUAACAUUAGCUUUGAUAAUAAUAAUAAUAAUAAUAUUUUAUUGUCAUUGCACAGAGGUACAACAAGAUUUGGUAUGCAGCUUCCAUCCGAUGUAAUAAUUUAAUUAGAUCUUAAUCUUAAUCAGAUCUUAUGAACAUUAACCCUAAAUUAGUUGUCAUUUAAGUUAACAGAAUUGGCACCUGUUCCGCUAGGUUUUUUCCAGUAUUUUUUGCUUCCACUCCAAAUUUCCAUUAAUGUUGCACUUUAAUUUUCAUUAUGUAGCUAUAGAAAUAAUUAUUAAUCUGUAAAAACUACUGACAAAUGUCUAGUUCAUCCGUUCAUCCGACCUUUUCUCCAUUCCAAGCCAUUCCUUUUGCCCAGAGAAAUGUCAGAAAUUUGUAACUAUUCACGAUUUAAUGCAUUUGUCUAUACAUGUAAAUAGUGAUCAUUUUUCUUUCCCUAUUAAUUGACAUCUGAGACCUCAUCUUACAUUUGAAAAAGGCUAGAUGGAUAAUUCUUUGGACAAAAUCAUGAAUUCUUAAAGCUUUCCGUUGAACUAACAUGUAUAAUGAAACAUUCUCUAUAAACAUGUAUAAUCAAACAUUGUCAGUAAUGGAUAACACACACUCUCCAUCUAAAUGUACUCAACAUAAUACAAUAUUAACACAACUUUCAACUCAACACACAUUCAAGGGCAGCACAGUGGUAGAGCUGCUGCUUUACAGAUCAGGUUUGAUCCUGACCUCGGGUGCUCCAUGUGUGGAGUUUGCAUGUUCCCCCUGUGACUGUGUGGGUGACUUCUCCACGCUAGAGACAAUUUACAGAGGGUGAAUUAACCUACGAACCCACAUGUCAUUGGCAUGUGUGGAGGAAACCAGAGCACACAGUGGAAGCCAUGUGGUCACAGGGAGAACGUGCAAACUCCACGAAGACAGAACCCACAGUCCGGUUCGAACCCGGGUCCCUGAUGCCAAGAAGCAGCAGCUCUACCUGUGCGCCACAGUGCCGCCCUUGUUAACCCAUUUGAUUUAAGUUUAAAAUGUUAACCUAUUUAAUUUAAAUUUAAAUGUUUAGUCAAAUGCAAUAAUUUUGUGACUUUGCAUUUUUUAAUCACAAUUACAGUUAACAGCCUACCUUUAGUUGUGAAUUAUUCACAACCUCCUGACUUUGUAGUCCAUUGAACGAGCUGAACAUUAGAAUGAAGGAAUCAGAAAAAAAAAACGCUUUGGUUAUUCCAUAAGCCAAGUCUUGUUUUAGGACCAAAGUUUAUCAUUAUUCUUUCAUACCACAAACACAAAUACACAAUCAACAUUUGGUUCUAACCUCUUUGUUACGAUAAUUGAUACAGUGAUCAUGUCCUAGCUAGAGGUGUGAACGUGAAGGCAGUCUAAAUUCAAAUCAUUCUCUACAUUUUUAAAACUCAGAUCAUCCGUGUCUGUUCUAGAUUUCUCCCGAAUGCCUCUCCGUAAUUGACUAAGCACUUUAAAAACAUGAUACAAUAAAAGGAUCCCAGACUUGCCUUUGCUUUGCUUUGGAGAUUUUACUGAGUGUUGGCUUGUUCUGUUCCAAACUAUACUGCGCACUGAGCAAAAAGAGUUUAUUUUUAAAUGCAAAUAUAAUCUAUUGAGAUUUAAAACAAAAGGGUUAAGUGCAUUAUGGUUAUCUGAGACCAAAAUAUAUUGUAUGUUAAGUUUUAUGUUUCUUUAGUAAUGUUUUAAAAGUGCCUAUUGAGUGAAAAAAUAUAUUGUCUAUCCAACCUAUAUUUUAUGAAUUGUUGUAAUUUGAAGGUGUUUUUAUUUUGUUAUUCAUAAUUUGUUAAAAUAAAUUGUGAUAUAAAUGUAUGCUUUGUAUGUAAAGAAAUAUUGUUUAAACAUUGCUGCAAUAUCCAAUCCUGCAAGAAUAUCAUUUUAAGUCUUAGUAAAUAUUUUGCAGAUUUUCAUAUUAUAAUUUCAAUGUAAUUCUUUGUUAUUGUAUUCCUCUAUAUUUUACUUAAAAUGUAAUAAUAAUAGAAACAAUGUUUUAUUCAAAGCA